UUCGCGCGGCGCUCUCGCCGGAAGUCCCGCGGGAAGUCUCGCGAGAGGCGGCGGGCGGGCGGCGGGUGGCGCUGCGUGCAGCUCCGGAGGGUCGCCUCAGCCGCUCGGCUCCCCGCAGCGCCUGGGCCCUGCCGCUCGUUCGCUCCCUCCCCCGCGCCUCCCCCCGCCCCCGCAGCCGCCACCGCCGCCAUGUCCCGCUACCUGCGUCCCCCUAACACCUCGCUCUUCGUGCGGAACGUGGCCGACGACACCCGGUCUGAAGACUUGCGCCGUGAAUUUGGUCGUUAUGGGCCUAUAGUUGAUGUAUACGUUCCACUUGACUUCUACACUCGUCGUCCCAGAGGAUUUGCUUAUGUUCAAUUUGAAGAUGUCCGUGAUGCAGAAGAUGCUCUCCAUAAUUUGGAUCGAAAGUGGAUUUGUGGUCGGCAAAUAGAAAUCCAGUUUGCACAGGGGGAUCGGAAGACACCAAAUCAAAUGAAAGCCAAGGAAGGGAGAAACCUAUACAGUUCUUCUCGUUACGAUGACUAUGACAGAUAUAGGCGAUCUAGAAGUCGGAGUUACGAAAGGAGACGGUCUAGAAGUCGUUCUUUUGAUUACAGCUAUAGAAGAUCGUAUAGUCCCAGAAAUAGACCUACUGGAAGACCUCGUCGUAGCAGAAGCCAUUCGGACAAUGAUAGGUUCAAACACCGCAAUCGAUCUUUUUCAAGAUCUAAGUCCAAUUCAAGAUCACGAUCCAAGUCACAGCCCAAGAAAGAAAUGAAGGCUAAAUCACGGUCUAGGUCUGCAUCUCACACCAAAUCUAGAGGCACCUCUAAAACAGAUUCUAAAACACACUAUAAGUCCAGCUCAAGAUAUGAAAAGGAGUCGAGAAAAAAAGAACCAGCUAGAUCCAAAUCACAGUCAAGAUCACAUUCUAGAUCUAGGUCAAAAUCCAGAUCAAGGUCAUGGACUAGUCCCAAGUCCAGUGGCCACUAACAGUGUAUCCAUGUUGUUUUUAGGCAUGUAAGAUUCAUUUACACACAGUUCAGUUUACUUAAAUUAUCAGGAAUAUGAUGUUGCAACAGUGCUAAAAAAUAUUUUCUUUGUCAGUUUUCCCUGUAGCCGACAAUGGUUAAAAUUAAAACAGUGUUGAGAAGCCACUGAGAGAGAGCGAGAGAGAGAGAGUGUCCAUUUGGUUAAAUGUCAUGGGCAGCUACUGAUUUGGUUGUGGUGUCUCUAUGUAUAUUUUUGUAAAGAGUUGCAUUUUUAAUGCUUAGAUAUUGGUGAUGACUUGAUUGAUCGUAACUUGCAACAUUGUCCUAUUAAAAAUGUCAUACCCGUAGAGAAAUUGGUACCAGUUUGUGCUGAACAGUUAAACCAACUGUUUAACUUGUUCUUUAAUGCUAAACUUUGUGAUAUAAACAGAGAACUGGACAGCUGUAGUGCAACACUGACUGCUGUGAAAUGCAGACUGGCAAUUUUAUGUUUCCAUUGUUCAAAGGCAGGCUUCUGUGUUCUCCAUGCCCACUGACACAAGUAGGUUGGUAACUGGAGCUCUAUGGAGAGAUAUAUUUGAGAUUUCUCUUUAACCCUGCCAUCUGGAGAGAUGGUACUAACAUUGCAUGUACUACAUGGGGAGAGAGUUGGUCUUGGAAGCUCAUUCAGAGAUUGUGCAGUGUCGUGACUUGUCAGGAUAGAGGCUUCACUGCUUUUGACCUGGCUGCUAGUACUAAAUGUGUGAGGGGGGAAAAAAAAAACCACCUUGAAAUGGAAAAUUAAAUUCAGAUUUCAACAAAUGGCAGAGCAACUAAAUAUUAGGUUGUGUGUACAUUUUAUGCAGUUUUUGUAUCUAUUCUAAAUUUUAGUGAGCAGUUAACCAUAAAAUUGCUUAGUUUUCCUGCUGUUAGAUACAAGUAGAUUGUUUCGAGUUGUGUGUGUACAGUAUAUAAGAACUAAACUUUUAUGCCAAUGACUCCUGUGGUUAGUUGGUGUAUUCAUAGGUAUAAAACUGUAGCCAUCUCUCUUCCUGAAUAACAAAGGCUUGCUUUUACACAUAAAAAAAGUAUUUGGUCAAGCAAGUCUGAAUCACUUCUUCCUCAGAAUGGAUAGUGGUUUGGUUACAAGAUUUCAUUUUACUUAAGAACAAAUGUUUGAAGUUGGGUAUGAACAAGAGCUGCAUCUCUAGCUAUUUAGUUUAUCACUAAUACAGUAUAUUUAGUAAAUUGAAUGUGAAAAAUAACAAAACCAGUGUGUAAUCUUACCAGUAUUUCUCUAGAAGGCAAGAUACUUUGUUAUGAAAAUGGCUUUUGGCAUUGUUUUUUCCAUUUACCUUCAAAAGCCAGCAUCAAACACCUAGUGUUCCUUGUUGUCAUGUAGUAGCAUAUAAAGACAUUGAUUUCAAAAAGUUCCUUUUUAGAGAAAUGUUUUAGGUUUUGGUUUUAGUGUUUUCAGCAGGGCCUUUAAAGAAAUGCAGAUGGCUUUUAAAUAUUGGCAGUGGAACGUGCUUAGGGGGUUGAUCCUAGAAUCUUUGUACAUUUGAUAGUAUUUCUAACUUUUUCUUUACUGUUUGCAGUUAAUGUUCAUGUUCUGCUAUGCAAUCAUUUAUAUGCACGUUCCUUUAAUUUUGUAGACUUUCCUGGAUGUAUAGUUUAAAAACAGCAAAAAGUCUAUUUAAAACUGUAGCAGUAGCGUGCAGCUCUAGCAGAGGAAAGUUGUGGGAUUAAACUUUGUAUUUCCUUUCUUAUAGAGGCUUCUAAAAAGGUAUUUUUAUAUGUUCUUUUUAACAAAUAUUGUGUACUACCUUUAAAACAUCAAUGUUUUGAUCAAAAUAACUAAAGACCCAGCUUAUUUUCUGCUUGCUGUAAAUUUAGCAAACAUGCUGUAAUAAAAAAAUGAAGGAAA
Messenger RNA from Aquila chrysaetos chrysaetos, 2880 nucleotides. It is a transcript of the gene SRSF10, whose product is annotated as serine and arginine rich splicing factor 10. The transcript is spliced from 6 exons. Gene Ontology annotation, molecular function: RNA binding. NCBI's taxonomy places the organism in Eukaryota, Metazoa, Chordata, Aves, Accipitriformes, Accipitridae. The record is from RefSeq and is a predicted model, not a curated record. Bases 190 to 975 code for a protein of 261 amino acids.